GUCCCGCACGGUGUAUGAUUACGAGAGGGCUUUGGGAAUUCCCCAGGAAAACACCUACGCAGCCACACGGCCUUUUCUGGACAAACUGGCCAACAGCAAGCUGCUCAGAAGGUGAGCAAUUUGUAGUUUUAUAAUGCUCCGGAAAUGGAGGGAAUCUGAGGCUUGGACGACAGCGCUUGUCGCUGUUGUUUGGGAAUUUGUCCAGAAAGAGCUCAUCUUGUUCCCCUAAAAACAUCAACAACCGUCAGACGGAAUCCAUCUGGCUAGAAGCGAAAACGGCGCAACAUAUUUGUCAGUUUGUCAGGAAAGGCAGUUUCUCUUGUUACAGCUGACAUAAUUUAAACGGCGCAUUCAUAUAUAAAUGGAGGGGACGCAAGAUAUUCACGGUGAAUCCCGGAGACAGAAUGCACGGCCUGAAACGAGCUACGCUGUGGAGAAAAGGGGGGCCGUGGACUCUGUCCCGGAGGACUGGUGUGACAGCGGGCUAGACUCCUUAAGCGGGGUCGGACUCGGUUUUGAGGUUCCCUACAGCACGUACACCGAGGCCGAGCAGAUAUGGACACCUGGUCGGUCUGACGUCCCUCCGUCGGACGAGUCCGACAACAGGAGUACCAUGGAUUGUGUGUCGAUUGGCGGCGGAGAGAGGCUCGACUCUGCCAUAGGGGACUCGAUUAAUGAGGAUGCGGUGGUGGGGUGCAUCUCCGACGGGAUCGGCACCAUGAUGCUGGGCGAGCCUGCAGGUAACGUUACAGACAGACUGGCGGUUUCAAACACUGAGGAGGAUCGGCAGCGAAGGGAAGAGCUCUUCAACACGCUCAACUUUCUGUCAGAGGACGGUGAUACGGUACUUCAUUUGGCGCUAAUUCAUGAGCAGUGGGGUGUUGUUCAGUGCCUGCUUGAAGAAAUUGUGGUGGACAACACCUGGAUUCCUUACCUGGACAUCCAAAAUGACCUGGGUCAGACCGCUCUACAUUUAGCAGUCAUCGUAGACCGGAGUGAGUGUGUUCGGGCACUGUUGUGGAGUGGAGCCAGUGCGGAGAUCCAAGAGAGGGGUGGAAACACACCUUUACACCUGGCUGUCCGAGAGCUUCGCACAGAGUGUGUGAGAGAGCUGACCAGCUGCUCACGGACCCCACCAGUGCACCUGAACACCACCAAUUAUGCAGGUGUGAGUGCACUGCACCUGGCUGUACAUAGGAGCAAUUGUGAGAUCAUCAAAAUGCUGUUGGAGGCAGGAGCAGAUGUAAAUCAACGGGAUUUGGGGUCAGGGCGGUCUCCAUUGCACUGGGCGGUGGAAAGUCAGAGGUCAGAGGUAGUGGAGUUAUUAUUGAGAGCUGGUGCAUUGGUGAAUCAGUGCUCAUAUGCAGGCCACACCCCAUUCUACUGUGCCCUUUACCGACCCAACAAAGAGGUGCAGGCCCUACUUAAUGCCCAUGGGGCCACAUACACACAGGACGAUGAAGAAGAGGAGUACCGAGAGAGUGAGGAGGAGGAGUUUGAUGAUGUCAUCAUAAAUGGACAGCGAGUGCUGUAGCUGCAAAACAUGGACACUACUCUGCCAUUAGACCCUUUGAACUCAAGCUAAACGACUGUGGUGUCUGAUUGUAUUUGGUCGAGGCUGUUGUGUGUGUCUGCUUGUGUUUCUGUUUUAAGGUACAGUAUGAUGAUUAUGGUUCAGGCUGAUAGGAGUGCAUAGCUAGAUUCUGUUACUCGUGGAUGAUCUAAGUGAUUUAAGCCUGACAUCACGCAAAGCCUUUUAAAGCUAUAACAAUGGAGGCAGCUUUUAAUUUAGUAAAAACUCUCAUUGGCUCAUCUCAUUUAUGUUAUAAUAUAGGGAUAGCUCACCUAAAGAUGAAUAUGCUGUCUUACCCUAAUGGUGGUUCAAGACUGUAUGACUUUUUCUUCUGAGGAAUAAGAAAAUGUCUUAAAAAUUGUGAAAAAAUGUGUUUUAUGUGCACACAUUAAAAUUAGUGGAGUCCAGUGUUGUUUAGGCAACAUGUUCUAUAUCAUACCUUCAGGUAAAAUGUCUUCCACAGAAGAAACAAAGUCGUUUAGUUUUGGAAUGACAUAAGGGUGAGUUAAUGAUUUUAAUUUUGGGUGAAUUAUCUCUUUAAGAACCAAAUUCCCUGGAAUAUACCGAACAAUGUACAUUGCGAAAUCCACUAGUGAGUAGAUUCAUUAUUUCCACAAUAGUGGCUUUCUUUCUAUUUUUAAAAUUAAAUUAUUAGGCAGAUUUAGCUGAAGAAAUCUUGAAGAGAAGUUGAAUGGUUUUUAAUAAAUUUGUUUACUUAAUAUUACUGCUACACGCCAACUAUUGGCUGUUUAUUGAGUGGAGCGUCACCGGUUUCAUGGUGACCUCAGUUUUUUUUUUUACAGUAGAUGUUUUUCUUUUCCUGUAAUGGGUCUUGGGGUGAAUAUGAUAAACAGGUGGAUGUACAGUCAGUCAGACAGAGAGUUAAAAAAAAAAGUGUUUAAAGUGCUGAAUUGAUGAAAUUACAGACAGCACAGAAUACUACAAUACAAAUGGAAACUCAAACCUUUGAAUUGGAUACAAAGAAAUAUAAUUAGAGGUCAAUUUUUGAUUUAGGGACACUCAUACUUCAGACUGCUUAUGGUCACACCACUAUAUUAUUGGAACUAUGAGGCAUCUAACAAACAUUUUAAAUAUUAUACAAAACAUGACAACACAACACUUUUUUUUUUUGUCUUAAAACAUUUUUUAAAAAUAUUUAAAACAUAAUCCAAUAUAAAAUUGUAAACCGAUCUGAUUUAACUGGUUCUGUCUGACAUUUUUGUUUUGAAUUGUUAUGAAAGUGGAGAUUGAUUUCUAUUCACUUAUGUGUGGGCAUUAUGGUUGUGGACAUUUACAAUCACUUAUUUAUAAGCCCAUUUCAAAUUUUCUGUUUGGUGGGGUGAAGGAGAAUAUUUUUCGGUGAUGAUGAUGAUUGGUUCCCUCUGUUGUAAUAUAGAGACUCCUUUGGAAGUCAGGGCUCCUGAUCUACUUGUACUUGUCCUCUGUGAGUUGACUGUGUAUUGUUGAGCAGAGUAAGAUUGUCCUGUUUUAAAUGACAAGGUUAAUGGUUAUUCAUCCAUUGAGAAUAUAUCUUUGGUUUGACCUUAUGCUUAAAGAAAUGAAACCACGGUAACAGCUUGGGGGGAGAUGUAAGACAAGAAAGAGAGAGGAAGGAGCAACAUUUAGGGAUUAAUGAAACAAGUGUAGCCAUGUCUUAAAAGUUAAGUGGUACAGUUAUUUGUAGGGGAAGCUGGAUUUGCAUUUGAACGUUUCUAAUCCAUGUAAAAUGAAACAGAGUGACAGAUCGCUCCUCUCAUCUUUACAUAUUUCUGUUUACUUGGUGAUGGGUGAAAUGACUGAAAAGCUCUUAGAAACCAUUCAAAUGAACAAUAAACUAUAAUGACAAAAA
Messenger RNA from Cyprinus carpio (common carp), 3422 nucleotides. RefSeq names its product NF-kappa-B inhibitor alpha-like. The record is from RefSeq and is a predicted model, not a curated record. Gene Ontology annotation, cellular component: cytosol. Gene Ontology annotation, biological process: cellular response to lipopolysaccharide; signal transduction. NCBI's taxonomy places the organism in Eukaryota, Metazoa, Chordata, Actinopteri, Cypriniformes, Cyprinidae. Gene Ontology annotation, molecular function: protein binding.